Messenger RNA from Ficedula albicollis (Collared flycatcher), 1250 nucleotides. It is a transcript of the gene SNRPF, whose product is annotated as small nuclear ribonucleoprotein polypeptide F. Gene Ontology annotation, cellular component: catalytic step 2 spliceosome; U1 snRNP. Lineage: Eukaryota; Metazoa; Chordata; Aves; Passeriformes; Muscicapidae. The annotation marks the transcript as partial. The transcript is spliced from 3 exons. Gene Ontology annotation, biological process: spliceosomal snRNP assembly; mRNA splicing, via spliceosome. The record is from RefSeq and is a predicted model, not a curated record. Gene Ontology annotation, molecular function: RNA binding.
CCCGGGGGGGGAGCCGCUCCGCUGCCGGCCCCAGGCGGCCGGGCGAGGCGGAGCGGGAGGCGGGCGGCGCUGAACGUGUGCUUGCCCCGCCAGAGCCUGCCCCUCAACCCCAAGCCGUUCCUGAACGGGCUGACGGGGAAGCCGGUGAUGGUGAAGCUGAAGUGGGGGAUGGAGUACAAGGGCUACCUCGUCUCCGUGGACGGCUACAUGAACAUGCAGCUUGCCAACACAGAGGAGUAUAUAGACGGUGCGUUGUCUGGACACCUGGGUGAAGUUUUGAUAAGGUGCAAUAAUGUUUUGUACAUCAGAGGUGUGGAAGAAGAAGAAGAAGAUGGAGAAAUGCGAGAAUAGGUGUUUUGUAUUUCUGGAAAUAAACUUUUUUUUUUUCGUUUUUGUUUUUCAUACUUUUGUAGUAAGGUGUUUACUUCAUUUCAAUUGUUUUAGUGUGGGAAAAAUUAACCAUUUAAAAGGUCUUUAAUAUUUUAUUGGUGUCUGAAAAACUAAUGCUGGAGAAACAACAGGUAAUUGUGAAAAGUGAGCAUUUAAAAAAUUACCAGCUAUCUUCCCAUCUGAAACACAGGAGGACUUGGCAGUCUUUAUAUCUUACAGUAUGUAUGUAGUGACUAUUUAAAUACAUGUCAUCUUUAAACCUGUUUUAUAAAACUUUUGGAAUUAGCUGGGAAGAUUUCAGUGCAAGUGAGGUGUGGAGAUCUGUUAUACCUCAGUUUCUCUGAGAAAUAUUCUGCUUUGAGUGAAGAAGCUUGAAGUGUGGCUGCAGGUCAUUAAGGAAGGACAAACUUGUAUCAACUUAGUAGCCAGCAGCCACCCAGACAGAAGCCUCCUGGCAGCCGUAGAGAUGCACAGACUUCAGUGGCAUUUACAGAGUUGAGACAAGAGACUGCAGAGUGGGAGUGCUCUUUGUGAGUCUCCGCUGAGGAAUGGAGAGGAUGCUGUGGUCCUCCUCAGGUGUUCUGUGUAACAGCUGCACAGGUUGUGGCUGCAGUAGGUGCAGGUGGAGUGCAGAUCUCCAGCCUUGUUCCCUGGGACCACACAUCCCUGCAGAGACAGUUGGAGUGGGCAGUGCUGGGUGCUCGGGGAUGCAGUGGGAUUGAACUCUGGUUGUGUGAACUGGGGAGGGACACCUGCCUGUCAGGAUAGAUCCUGCAGAGAAAUGUCUCCCUGUUUCUUUCUCAUGUUUUAAGUCAGCCCUGGAGCUAUCCAUGUGUUCCUUUAAUAUUUGUAAAUGUAAG